CAUACAAGGUCGCGCCGAGGUCGCGGCAAAUAGUGCUUCAGCUGAGGGAAUCGGGGCGCAAAAGCUUCGCGACGACACAUACCGGUCUCACGAGGCCUCCGACUAAUGUCUGCUAGACGGAACGAAGGUGAAACGAGGGGGAGGAGCAUCCUGCACCCGCCGACUGAAACCACCUCACACAGUUCGAAAUCGCUGAGUCGCGGAGGUGCACACGGUCCAAACGUGCCGACUUAAGCCUGCGAUCAAAGGGAGAAACUAUUCCUUGGAUUGUUGACGCUUUGAAAAUGAGGAGUCAACCCACGAAUGCCCGUUGCAGGGGACACCAGUGAAAUCUGACAUCCCAGCAACGCCAAUCUUAAUCGUAAACCGGCCUUGUGAACUUCCAAGCACGUGCUCUCGCAUUGUCGUCACCGGAACGCGAUGUUUCCACGGUACUAGUGCAGUGAAUGUCAGUUGUGGCAGCGGGGGUGACAGCGGCACCAACUGCGUUUUUCCCGUGACAUCAACCGUUCCACAAUUCGACGCCACUGGAAUUCCACCGUUCCACUUCCCCUCGUGAGAUCAACGUUGGAGCUACUUGACUGAUUUUUCUUAAAGGCGAGUUGUAAUUGUCACCAACAGGUAUUCACUAGUAUUGUGAUGCUACCCUGUGGUGGAAGCCUGCGGUUAUCGAUAUGCAGAAGUGCCAGGGCGUCUCUCUCAAUGAUCCGGUGAUGUAGUUCAUUUUGUUCAUGCCCACGACCUGUAGUGGGUACAGCUUCUGAAGCUCCAGUUUAGUAUAUUGUGUACGCAGAUGCCCUCCUUGCAAAACAACUCAUUUAAACAACCCUUCAUCCGUCUCAUCCUCUACUUCGGCUGCAAGCAUUCAGACUUUAGUUCAUAUUUUCUUUAGUGCAAAUGGCGGAGGAAUGCUUCCCCGCAUGGGCGAGGUCAGUAGAACAGUGUUUGCAACACUAUGACGUCGACCCAAAGAAGGGCCUCAGCAAGAGCGUAGUGCAGAGCAGCCGUGCGAAGUAUGGCUGGAACGAGCUGCAGAAAGAACCAGGAAAACCCAUGUGGAAGCUCGUGCUGGAGCAGUUCGACGAUACGUUGGUGAAAAUACUGUUGUUCGCAGCAUUUGUAAGCCUUGUCUUGGCGUAUAUUGAUGAUCACUCGGCUGAAGAAGGAGCCACAGCCUACGUGGAGCCUAUGGUUAUUGUCAUGAUCCUCAUUUUGAACGCCAUAGUCGGAGUAUGGCAGGAAAGCAACGCGGAGAAUGCCUUGGAGGCUCUCAAGGAGAUGCAAUCAGCCCAAGCCGAAGUGAUCCGAGACGGAGUAGCAAUCUCCGAUUUGCCAGCUAGGGAGCUUGUUCCGGGAGAUAUCGUGGAGCUUCGUGUCGGCGACAAGGUUCCUGCCGACAUGCGGGUAAUUUCUCUCAAGACGUCAACUGUGCGAGUGGAGCAAAGCUCACUAACGGGAGAGAGCAUGGCGGUGUUGAAAUCCAAUCAGAACGUGGAGGAGGAAAUAGAGCUGCAGGGGAAGGAGUGCAUGGUGUUUGCAGGCACUGUCGUGGUCAACGGUUGCUUUGUGUCGGUUGUGGUGAGCACUGGGAUGAACACAGAGAUCGGUAAGAUUCAGUCGCAAAUUGCAGAGGCUUCUCUCGAGGAGGCAGACACUCCAUUGAAAAAGAAAUUGGAUGAGUUUGGGGAGCGUCUCACGAAAGUUAUUGGCGUGAUUUGUGUUCUCGUGUGGAUGAUUAACUACGAGCAUUUCCUGUCUUGGGAUAUGAAGAACGGCUUUCCCACGAAUAUACGUUUCUCCUUUGAAAAGUGCACGUAUUAUUUUAAGAUUGCGGUGGCGUUGGCGGUGGCAGCCAUUCCAGAGGGGCUUCCUGCUGUGAUCACUACUUGCCUGGCACUAGGGACCAAGAAAAUGGCAGCCAAGAAUGCCAUCGUGAGGAAGCUCCCGAGUGUUGAGACUCUGGGAUGCACCACCGUGAUCUGCUCCGACAAGACAGGUACCUUGACAACGAACCAAAUGUCGGUGACGGAGCUCGUGCUCAAUGGCGCAGAACCAGGAGUAACUCGAAAUUUUCACGUUGGAGGCACUUCUUACGAUUUUCAAGAUGGAGUAAUUGAAAGUUUGGAGCCUGGUAAUCUGGACCGCAACCUGGAAACAUUUGCAGAAAUCGCUGCUCGCUGCAACGAUGCCAGGGUGUCGUUAAAAAAUGGUGUGUUCAAGGCAGUUGGGAUGCCGACUGAGGCGGCUCUGAAGGUUGUAGUGGAGAAAAUGGGAGUUCCAGACACGGAUGCGCAGCGCUUCAUCAUGGAGCAACGCGCUUCAGUCGAUCCUUCAGCUGAUGUAGACAGCGUUGAACUGGGUUGCAACGACUGGUGGAGUAAGAGAGGACCUCGUCUAGCUGUUUUGGAAUUUGAUCGUUGUCGUAAAUCCAUGAGUUCCAUCAUUAGAACCCAAGAGGGAACAAACAAGCUCCUGGUGAAGGGGGCUGUUGAGAAUGUUUUGGAACGCAGCACCCAUGUACAACUCUUGGACGGUACAGUGAAGGAGAUGACAGAAGAGGCUCGAAGUGUUUUGCUCUCCAAAAUUUAUAGCAUGAGCACAAAAUGUCUGCGGUGCUUGGGCCUAGCUUACACGGACGACUUGGGGGAUCUUAGUGAUUACGAUGGAGAGUCUCACAGUGCACACAAACUAUUGUUGGAUCCCAUGAACUAUGACGACAUCGAAAGCCGACUCAUUUUCGUAGGCAUGGCUGGAUUGAGGGAUCCUCCUCGAGAGGAAGUGCAUAGUGCGAUUCAAGACUGCUCAGAAGCGGGAAUUCGAGUGAUUGUGAUCACGGGAGAUAACAAGAACACUGCUGAAUCCAUUUGUCGUGAGAUUGGUGUCUUUUCUAAAGACGAAGAUCUUCGGGAGAAGAGCUACACCGGACGCGAAUUUAUGGAUCUUACUCCAGAGAAACGCAAGGAAAUUCUCUUCGGUAAAGGAGGUCGUGUGUUCUCACGAGCAGAGCCAAAGCAUAAACAGGACAUAGUUCGCAUUCUGAAGGAUGGUGGAGAGGUGGUUGCUAUGACUGGAGAUGGUGUUAAUGAUGCUCCUGCCUUGAAGCUGGCAGACAUCGGGGUAGCAAUGGGAAUUUCUGGCACCGAGGUUGCCAAAGAAGCUGCUGACAUGGUGCUGGCAGACGACAAUUUCAGCACAAUCGUGGCAGCUGUUGGAGAGGGUCGUGCAAUUUACAACAACAUGAAAGCCUUCAUCAGGUAUAUGAUCUCUUCAAACAUGGGAGAGGUGGCGUCCAUAUUUUUAACUGCAGCAUUAGGCCUUCCUGAAGGUCUCAUCCCGGUGCAGCUUCUCUGGGUGAAUCUUGUCACCGACGGCCCUCCAGCUACCGCAUUGGGCUUCAACCCUCCAGACCCAGACAUUAUGAAGAAGCCUCCGCGCAAGAGCACUGAUGUCCUCAUCAACUCGUGGGUACUCCUGCGUUACCUGAUUAUUGGCUUAUACGUUGGAAUUGCCACUGUUGGUGCGUUCUCUCUGUGGUUUACGCGCUUCUCUUUCCUUGGAAUCGACCUCUCAAGCGAUGGCCACACUCUCGUAAGCUUCUCCCAGUUGAGAAACUGGGGAGACUGCCCAAAUUGGCAAGACUUCAAGGUAGCGCCGUUCACAGCCGGCAACUUGACCCUCUCCUUCGAGGACAACCCUUGUGACUACUUCACCACCGGAAAGGUCAAGGCCACGACGCUCUCCUUGUCAGUGUUGGUCGCCAUCGAGAUGUUCAACUCUUUGAACGCCCUCUCUGAAGACGGCAGCUUGUUGCAGAUACCGCCCUGGAUGAACCCAUGGCUACUCAUCGCUAUGCUGUUUUCCUUCUCCCUCCACUUCUUGGUUCUCUAUGUACCCGUGCUGGCGUCGAUCUUCGGUAUUGUGCCACUCAACUCGAACGAGUGGCUGUUUGUCUUCGUUCUCGCAUUCCCUGUGAUUUUGAUAGACGAGCUUCUGAAGUUCAUCGGAAGAAGGAUGACUAUCAAUGAAAGGCAAUUGGCCCUUUCCAAGAAACUUAAAGAGCUCUAGACUGCUAAUGGUAGUCCGUAGGUUAGCCAGUCCCAUAGAUUUCAUUCAUUUCAACCUUGUUUCUUCUUUUUUAGCUCAAGAGCAUUUUAGAUGAUGACAUCAACAGGUCCAGUGACACUCGGACAAGGUUUGCAAGCUACUGAAGCAUUUGGUACCCCAGCACCAGCACAUGAUUGCUUGCUGACCGCUUGUGCCCACUUCAAUCGCCUUUCUCUAUGUCCGGCGACGCUGUGAGGUUGAGGCAGGGUUCGGUCUGUAUGCCGAACAUAGAUUAGGAUUACGAGGUAGAUUCAAUGUUUGCUUUCCCCUCAGUAGACUACACCCGAACAGUCGCAUGGAACUGGGUGUCUGUCGAAAUGUAAUUUUUAUUACAUACCUCAUCAAAUUAGUGCUGUCAAACUCUGAAAAUUCUUUCGAUGCCAACUUAUAUUGUUUCCAAGCAUGCGAUGGUUGUUAUGCAGGCUUAUUUUGCAGUAAUAAGAGUUGCAGUUUUGACUAAA
This is a messenger RNA of Physcomitrium patens, 4565 nucleotides long. RefSeq names its product calcium-transporting ATPase, endoplasmic reticulum-type. The record is from RefSeq and is a predicted model, not a curated record. Gene Ontology annotation, cellular component: membrane. Lineage: Eukaryota; Viridiplantae; Streptophyta; Bryopsida; Funariales; Funariaceae. Gene Ontology annotation, molecular function: ATP hydrolysis activity; transporter activity; ATP binding.